Prunus dulcis (almond) is the source of this 924-nucleotide messenger RNA. RefSeq names its product F-box/kelch-repeat protein At3g06240-like. Bases 133 to 642 code for a protein of 169 amino acids. The transcript has a single exon. The record is from RefSeq and is a predicted model, not a curated record. Lineage: Eukaryota; Viridiplantae; Streptophyta; Magnoliopsida; Rosales; Rosaceae.
UGUAAACUGCCAAGUUAUUGGGUUUCUUCUUGUUUCACUCCAAUGGCUUAUUGAUGUGCCUGUUACAUAACGGCGGUUUCUAUCUGGUUAACCCUGCAACAAGAGAAUCCAAGAAACUUGCAGAGAUACCUGAUGUCGGAAAAGGGUAUUAUUCCAGCCUGCGUUGGUUUUGGUUUUGAUCACUCCUCUGGUGAUUACAAGGUCGUUAUGUUGUCAUAUUUGGAAGGUGGAAUUAUGUUCAGUGUCUACACGUUGAAAACUGGCUCUUGGCGAAUGAUUCAAUGGCCAUAUCCCUACAAAUUUGACCGCAUGCAGAAAGGGGUGCUUCUGAAUGGAGCCCUUCAUUGGUUGUUGAUGGACAGAGUUGGAGUUGAACAUCGGUCGUCGGUGAUUAUAUCUUUCAAUUUAGCAGAGGAGAAUGUCCGAGAAAUUCGACUACCACUUGCUUCUAUUGAUACGAGAGAUUAUAUUGUCGGGGCCUUCAGAGAUUGCUUAUGUUUAAUACAUAGUGGUGCUGAUGGAGGAAUGCACAAUGAGUUUUGGAUCAUGAAAGAAUAUGGCGUGAGGGAGUCUUGGACUAAAAUAAGGAGCCCCAUCCCAUAUUCUGCAUUACGACACUGGUUUCUGGAAGAAAAGUCAUGAUCUCUUGGUGUUCAGGGACCGAUUGCUUUUGUGCAAUUCUAAUGGUCCAAGAUUUAGGAAUCUUUCAAUCUCCGGAUUACCUGAAGUUAAAGAAGUUGGGAUAUAAUUGGAGAGCCUUGUUUCCCUGAAUAAUAAUGUUGACUGAGGACAAUGUUUAAGUACGUAGGAUAUAGAGGAGGAUGUUAAGAAGAUGAACUCACUUCAUCUGUAUCUAUGGCUCCAAAACAUGGAAUUGUCAUUCAUCUCUACUAUUUUCUUCGUAUUCAAUUUCCUUGGGGAUGA